UCUAGAUGCAAACGCUGAAUGCUCCUAUGGAGGAGCGCCUUCGCUUGUCCGAACCACCGAGUUUCACGCCUUAAAACGCACCUUUGAGGACCGCUUGUCGAAAAUUGAGCAGGAUGUCCAAGUUACAAUGGCGAACACACAGCUGAUAGCCUCUUUACGAUUAGAAAUACAGAAACUCGUUGACGAGGUGAAAAGACGGUCACCGUCAACUCCAGGUUCGAAUACAAUUGAUCCUCAGCUUCCAACAACUCAAUUUGCAAUCUCCAACCCUCGACUUAUGCAGAAUAUCGAAAGAAAGAUAUCCGAUAUAGGUAGCUUAUCAGACAGCAAGGUUCUCCCAGUAGCACCGGACGUCAAUUUCUUCAACGACGACGACAUAGCACCGUUUGCCGAUAGCCCAUUCAUACCGCUACAACCCAGCUUACACACAAUUAUUGACUAUGUCAUGGACUUUCGAAACCCACAAACAUCUUACGAGUUGGCCCUAGUAGAUAACAACACUUCAUUUGACCUCAAGACGUUGACCUUUUGUUCCUUGUAUGAGAUGAUCAUUUCUGAAACGAUCGUUUUACAAGUGUCAAAUCAACCUACGCGAGUCAGUACCAUUCUAAUGCUGGAGGAAAACGAAAAUAAGGAAGCGUUCAAUCUCAAUAACAACAGUAGUACUGCCUCAAGUACCCGGUCAGUGGACCAAGAAGCGGCUAAUACCGCCAGCUCUAUAGCCAUUUUGAAAACGAAACCAUUUUGGGCACCUGAAAGUAGCAACUAUCAAAUAUUUGACGUCUGGACUGGCAUUAAUACGGCUGAUUGGCGAAUCGCGAACGAAGUCAUUUCGGCGGCAACGUGUGAAGCUCUUGUUCAAACGCUUCUCAAUUGUUCCAUUUCCUUUACAUUCCAACCACCGGAUCCAAACUAUUUUUUGAACAAAUAUAGAAACAACACCAUUGAUCCCAUCUUACUGAAUGCUAUGCUGGCAUGGGGAGCAAGGCAUGAUGCAGUAUUCCAUCACAAAUUGUUACAAGGUCCGCCAAACCAAGUAGGAGAGCCUUUCUUCCAGAAAGCACGCGCAUUGCUACAAGAGACUGACGAAAAGAGCAGUCUCGAAGUUGCACUCGCAUUGGUUAUCAUGAGCGUCUACCAAGCUGGCAGUAGCUUUGAACAAAAAUCAAACAGCUCGAGUUAUAUGUAUUUGAUGAUGGCCGCCACUAUGAUGUCAGACUUAGAUUUGGUCGACAAACUACCACAGAUGGAUUUUCUCACACGAGAGCUUCACUGUCGUGUAUUCUGGUUGAGCAUCUAUGUCGAGCUUUCUCUAGCAACCUUCUCGAGCCGACGGAUUAUGAGCACGGCUCAAGACACGUUUGCGCGUGUUCCAGAAGUCUCACCGCUAGAGUACGAAGACGAAAACAAUCAAGCGAAAGUGAUUUAUUUGAAGUGGAGACUUCGCGACAUGUUCAUAUAUCGAGAUAUGGUCUUCACGCUAAGUUCAGGAAACAAAAGCGUUCAGUUACCGGAAAUCCGAGACAUUGAAAAUCGAAUAAACAAAUGGUACGAAGGCAUCCCAAGUCAUCUACGAGUCCCUUCCUCACAAACUGCACGAGCAUCCCUCAGCGGGUCCACUAAAUGGUCGGAACUGGUUCCAUUCAUGUUGGAAUUGGAAUACCAUUCACUUCUUCUCCAACUGUACAGAUCUUUUCUUCCCAACCGGUUCAUGCCGAUAUGCAAUAUCACAAAAGUCGCCAUGCAAAUUUGUUUGCAAUCGGCGCAGGCGUGCAUAGAGUGUUUGGAUGUCAUAUCAAGGUUCAAGCGACACUGGUGUUUUUUCAAAACACAUCCUUAUGCUGUGGCAUUGCUCACUUUUCAGGACCUAAUCAAUCACACUGAUGAUCGACAAGCUAUGGCUGUCGCUUUUAGACAAAUCAUUCGAGCUGUCAAGAUAUUUUCUCAAUUACCUAUCCGAAACCACUGGGCUGUUUACAUGCUCUGUCAAAGUGCCAUCGACUUUCUCAAGGACAAAUGGGACCUUAUGGUCGAGAACAUUGGAGUGUCGGAAGCAAGUGAAUACUUUUCAUGUGUAUUAUUGCCUGGCCUCUCUCAGAAAGUGAUAGAAUUCUAAAAUCAACAGACACACCGAAAUAUUAUCCCCCGACCAAUUAUUUUUUUUUUUGUUCUUCUGCUUAAUGCAAAUGCUGUUACCGUUAAUGGGCCUGUUUCUUUUUCC
This is a messenger RNA of Umbelopsis ramanniana AG, 2221 nucleotides long. RefSeq lists its product as uncharacterized. Gene Ontology annotation, biological process: DNA-templated transcription. The record is from RefSeq and is a predicted model, not a curated record. NCBI's taxonomy places the organism in Eukaryota, Fungi, Mucoromycota, Umbelopsidomycetes, Umbelopsidales, Umbelopsidaceae. The coding region runs from base 128 to 2116 and encodes 662 amino acids. The transcript has a single exon. Gene Ontology annotation, molecular function: DNA binding; zinc ion binding.